Entamoeba histolytica HM-1:IMSS is the source of this 1512-nucleotide messenger RNA. Its product is annotated as snoRNA binding protein, putative. Gene Ontology annotation, cellular component: box C/D methylation guide snoRNP complex; small-subunit processome. The record is from RefSeq and is a predicted model, not a curated record. Bases 1 to 1512 code for a protein of 503 amino acids. Gene Ontology annotation, molecular function: snoRNA binding. Lineage: Eukaryota; Evosea; Mastigamoebida; Endamoebidae. The transcript has a single exon.
AUGUACAUCUUACAUGAGACGCCAGCAGGAUAUGCUUUAAUAAAAAUUAAAGAAGAAGGGAUAAUAAGUGAAGAGAAAGAAGAAAAGAUUAAGAAAGAGAUAGAGAAGAAAGGAAUUAAUGAGAUAGUUAGUUUAGAAUAUUUAUUAAAAUUUGAGAAUACUGAACAAGCUGUAGAAGAAUGCCAAGCAAUAAAUGAUGGAGUGAUGACGAGUACAUUACAGAAAUUUUUAAAAGCAACUAUUAAGAAAGAAAAAGAAGGGAAAUUAAUAGUUGUAGAGUCAGGAUUAUCACAAAUGAUUAAGAAUAAAAUUGGAAUAGAAACGAUAUAUCCUAAUGGGACUAUAAUGAUAGAUAGAAUGAUAAGAGAAAAGAUUGAAGAGAUAAUACCAGAAAUUACACCGAAAGAGAUGCAUAGUAUGGAAUUAGGAUUAUCACAUAAUUGGUCAUCAUUUAAGAUCAAAUUUUCACCAGAGAAAAUAGAUACUAUGAUUAUACAAGCUGUAUCAUUAUUAGAUGAUUUAGAUAAAGAAAUUAAUAUAUAUUCUAUGAGAGUAAGAGAAUGGUAUGGAUGGCAUUUUCCUGAAUUAAGUAAAUAUAUAAAUGAUCAUAUGGCAUAUUGUCAAUUAGUAAAUAAAAUUGGGAUGAGGGAAAAUGCUAAGAAUGUAGAUAUGAAAGAAUAUGUCGAGCCAGUAGUAGAAGAAGAAAUUAAAAAUGCGGCUAUAGUUUCUAUGGGAAGUGAAAUAUCAGAAGAAGAUUUAGAGAAUAUUAAAGCACUUUGUAAACAAACCAUUGAAAUAGUAGAAUAUCGAGAAGAAUUAUGGGAAUAUUUAAGACAAAGAAUGCAAGCUAUAGCACCAAAUUUAUCCACAUUAUUAGGAGAAUUAAUAGGAGCUAGAUUAAUAUGUCAUACAGGAAGUUUAAUUAAUUUAGCAAAAGCACCAGGAUCAACAAUUCAAAUUUUAGGAGCAGAAAAAGCAUUAUUCCGAGCGUUAAAAACAAAGAAGAAAACACCUAAAUAUGGAUUAAUAUUCCAUGCAGCAUUAAUAGGACAAGCCCCAGCAAAAGCAAAAGGACAAAUCUCCAGAGUGAUAGCAUCUAAAGCUGCAUUAUGUGCACGAGUCGAUGCGUUAGCUGAUAAUGCUGAUAGUAGUAUGGGAGAGAAAGGAAAAGAGAUGGUAGAAGAAAGAUUAAGAAAGAUUGAAACAAAAGCAGGAAGUAAAAAUGUUGUAGUUAAUACAGGGAAAUAUACAAGAAAGCAAGAAGAUAUUAUUGGGAAUAAGAAAGUCUUUGAGAAUAGCAAAGAUUCAACACUUGGUAAAGAAGAAAAGGUUGUAGAAGAAGAGAAAGAAGAAACAACAUCUAAUAGUAGUAGUAGUAGUUCUGAGAGUUCAAGUAGUGAAGAAAGCAGCAGUUCCAAGAGUUCCGAAAGUUCAAGCAGUGAGUCUGAAUCCGAAGAAGAAAAGAAAAGAGUUAAGAAAGGAAAAGAAGGAGGAGAGAAGAAGAAACUCUAA